Messenger RNA from Phragmites australis (common reed), 2537 nucleotides. Its product is annotated as DELLA protein DWARF8. The transcript has a single exon. NCBI's taxonomy places the organism in Eukaryota, Viridiplantae, Streptophyta, Magnoliopsida, Poales, Poaceae. Gene Ontology annotation, cellular component: nucleus. Gene Ontology annotation, biological process: regulation of DNA-templated transcription. Gene Ontology annotation, molecular function: sequence-specific DNA binding; DNA-binding transcription factor activity. The record is from RefSeq and is a predicted model, not a curated record. The coding region runs from base 263 to 2125 and encodes 620 amino acids.
CUUCCUCUCUGGUCACCUGAUGGCUGAUGCCUUCUCGCCCUCCUCCCUGCGGCCCUGCCGCUACUAGUAGUUGCUCUCUUUCCCACCUCUCGCCCCCAGCUUCGUUUCCUCCCUCUCCCCUUCCGUUCCCUGCCCUGCCCUGCCCUUCCCUUCCACCACCCCCACUUCCCAACCCUGGAUCCAAAUCCCAACCUAUCCCAAAACCGAAACCGCGGCGCGCAAGCAAUUAUUAGCUAGGUAUCUAGGCUGUAGCUCCGAGAUCAUGAAGCGCGAAUACCAAGACGCCGGCGGGAGCGGCGGCGAGAUGGGUUCCUCCAAGGAUAAGAUGAUGGCGGCGGCGGCAGCGGCGGCGGGGGAGCAGGAGGAGGAGGUGGACGAGCUGCUGGCCGCGCUCGGGUACAAGGUGCGGUCGUCGGAUAUGGCGGACGUCGCGCAGAAGCUGGAGCAGCUCGAGAUGGCCAUGGGGAUGGGCGGCGUAAGCGCCGCCAACGCCGCCGUGGACGACGGGUUCGUGUCGCACCUGGCCACGGACACCGUGCACUACAACCCCUCCGACCUGUCGUCCUGGGUUGAAAGUAUGCUGUCCGAGCUCAACGCGCCCCCGCCCCCUCUCCCGCCCGCGCCCCCGGCUCCGCGGCUGGCCUCCACCUCGUCCACCGCCACGGGUGGCGGCAGGUACUUUGAUCUUCCGCCCGCCGUCGACUCGUCUAGCAGCACUUACGCCCUGAAGCCGAUCCCCUCGCCUGUGUCGGCGCCGGCCGACCCGUCCACUGACUCGGCCCGGGAACCCAAGCGGAUGCGAACUGGCGGCGGCAGCACGUCCUCCUCCUCCUCCUCCUCUUCAUCUCUCGGCGGCGGUGGCGCCAGAAGCUCAGUGGUCGAGGCUGCUCCGCCGGCGACGCAAGCGUCAGCGGCGGCCAACGCGCCUGCGGUGCCGGUGGUGGUAGUGGACACGCAGGAGGCCGGGAUCCGGCUCGUGCACGCGCUGCUGGCGUGCGCGGAGGCCGUGCAGCAGGAGAACUUCUCAGCCGCGGAGGCGCUGGUGAAGCAGAUCCCCAUGCUGGCCUCGUCCCAGGGCGGCGCCAUGCGCAAGGUAGCCGCCUACUUUGGCGAGGCCCUUGCUCGCCGCGUGUAUCGCUUCCGCCCGGCCCCCGACAGCUCCCUCAUCGACGCCGCCUUCGCCGACCUCCUCCACGCCCACUUCUACGAGUCCUGCCCCUACCUCAAGUUUGCCCACUUCACCGCGAACCAGGCCAUCCUCGAGGCGUUCGCCGGCUGCCGCCGCGUCCACGUCGUCGACUUCGGCAUCAAGCAGGGGAUGCAGUGGCCGGCUCUUCUCCAGGCCCUCGCCCUCCGCCCUGGUGGCCCCCCUUCGUUCCGCCUCACUGGCGUUGGCCCGCCGCAGCCAGACGAGACCGAUGCCCUGCAGCAAGUGGGUUGGAAGCUUGCCCAGUUCGCUCACACCAUCCGCGUCGACUUCCAGUACCGGGGCCUCGUUGCUGCCACACUGGCAGACCUGGAGCCGUUCAUGCUGCAGCCCGACGGCGAGGACGCGGAUGACGAACCCGAGGUGAUCGCCGUCAACUCAGUGUUCGAUCUGCACCGGCUGCUCGCGCAGCCCGGCGCCCUGGAGAAGGUCCUGGGCACGGUGCGCGCCGUGCGGCCAAGGAUCGUGACCGUGGUCGAGCAGGAGGCCAACCACAACUCCGGCUCAUUCCUGGACCGCUUCACAGAGUCACUGCACUACUACUCCACCAUGUUCGAUUCUCUCGAGGGCGCCGGCUCCGGCCAAUCCGAUGCUGCCUCGCCGGGGGCGGCCGGUGGCACUGACCAGGUCAUGUCCGAGGUGUACCUCGGCCGGCAGAUCUGUAACGUCGUGGCGUGCGAGGGCGCGGAGCGCACGGAGCGCCACGAGACGCUGGGGCAAUGGCGCAACCGACUCGGCUGCGCCGGGUUCGAGCCCGUGCACCUGGGGUCCAAUGCCUACAAGCAGGCGAGCACGCUGCUGGCGCUCUUCGCCGGCGGCGACGGGUACAGGGUGGAGGAGAAGGACGGGUGCCUCACCCUUGGGUGGCAUACGCGCCCGCUCAUCGCCACCUCGGCAUGGCGCGUCGCCGCGGCGUGAUCGGUAGUUUCGGACGCUGAUGAAGACGCACGUCCCGAGCAUUGGCACACCCUCCCCAGCUCGCCGGCACAGUUAAAGCUAGAUGUCAAGGAACUCUGAAUUGCAGUGAGCGUCCGGGCCACGGUUCUCGCCGGCGUGAUGAGAUGGACACUGAACUCCGACCGGACCGGCCUGUUCGUUCUUGUUUCCGAUCAAUCUCAUCCCCCUUCCUUAAUCCGUGAACUAUCGUAGCCUAUUGUUAUGUUUAAAUGUCUAUUACUAUUAUGUGUAAUUCCUCCAAUCGCUCAUAUCCAAUAAGGACGAACCUGAUUUCUUUAGCUCGAAUGAGAAUUUUGUAUACAAGGCAUCUCAUCCAAAACUGAGCUUUGUUCAUCUGUUAGAAUGCUUCAAUUCUCGCAUGAUCACAAUGCUA